AGAAUGACACUUGAAUCAGUGCAUCAGCUAGAGUACGAUUCUAGAAAUCCUUGUCUAUUUGCAUCUUAAUGAUUUCCAAACAGGGAGCACAUGCAGAUGGUCGUUCUUGUUGGGAAGAUGAACACUAGAGAGAUAUUUGUUUUGGUACAAGAUUUGCUUAGUUUAGUGUCUUUGUCACGGUUCACCUUCUUUGGCUUUUAUGGGUUUCUAGUUUCUACCUUAUGCUUAUAAAGUUUUCGACAGAAGUCUUGAUUGGACACUAAAAACUUGAGCCUAGCUAUGCAAUACAUUUGACUCAAUUUUGUUUUACUGGUCUUUCCUAGAUGUGAAAUGUAAUUACCAUCAAUGUCAACUCAACAACUCAUAACUUCUACUCAAGGAAAAUGAGUUGGAUGCAUAAUUGCUGCUUUCAGAUGCCCCGGAAGCAUAAUGCUUGUGUCAAAUACUCGGUAUAGACUACCAUCAAUUCAAUUGUUGCUUAUCCCAAGUUCAGUUUCUUCCCUUGUUUCAAAUUGUUUAUUAUGGGUAUUUCUCAACUAAAACCACCGCACCGCCCUUCAUAUGCCUCUAUGAUAGCUUGGUCAAUCCAAGUUAAUCUGCAUCCACCUCGAAGUUCAUUAGAUUCUGAAGACAUGAUGGUACUUCUACAAGUUGUUAUAAUUAUUCUGACCUUGCUAUAGAAUUGGUUGCGAUAUGUAGGUGAUUCACGUGAAGUUAUGCACCUCAAUUAUGCCAAUACAUUUAAUAUACCGUCACUUUUGAGGCUUCCUAACUGUAUGAGGGCUCAUGAAUCAAUUGCAGUGACAUUGCCGGUUUUGCAAAGGCAUGAAAUUUUCAGGAGUCCAACCCCAUGUUCUUGAAAAAGAAACAUUAUUUAUGACAGCUUUACUAGUAGGUUUAGAGAGAGAGAGAGAGAGAGAGAGCACAGAAAAAUUUAGCUGUGCAUGCAGUUGAGAGCUCAUUCAAUGGGGAGAUAAUGGGCACUGGUGACAAAGCUAGAAGACAUCGUGACUGUCUUUCUCAUAUUGAAAAACUGAUCUUAAUGGGUCCCUAUCCUCAUGUGAAGCCCUUAAAGUGUGGUGUCGGUGUAUCCUAUAAAACAAGGCUUAUGGGACUCGAUCAUCAAAGAAGCAUAUAGCUUCUCAGCAGCUAAGUUGCCUUCUAAGUUAUUUUCUUCCUCUCCUUCUAUUUAUUUAUUUUAUUGGGAGCUGAAGUUGCGCUUUCAGAUGCGAAGUUUUCCUUUUUGCCGAGGAGUACUUUUGUGCUGCUCGGUGAUCUUGCUUUGUACAAUAAGGUUCUGCUAUGGUAACGACCAGACCGUCGAGGUAGUUGGUAUUGGAGAAUGUGCAGACUGUGAACAGAGUAACAUUAAGAGUAGCCAUGCCUUUUCAGGGCUUCGCGUAACAGUUGAUUGUAAGCCAGCAGCAGGACACUUCAAAACAAGAGGGAUCGGGGAGCUCGAUGAAGAAGGAAAGUUCCAAGUGUCUCUUCCUCAGGAGCUCCAAAAAGACGGAAAACUGAAGGAAGAAUGCUAUGUGCGGCUUCACAGUGCAUCUGAUGCACCAUGCUCUGCCCUCAAUGGCCUAGAAUCCUCAAAAGUAAUAUUCAAGUCCAAAGCCAAUGGGAAACACACCUUCGGGCUGGCUGGUAAACUCAAUUUCUCCCCUGCGACAUGCACUUCGGCCUUAUUGUGGCCUCAGUUCAAUUACCCAUCACUACCCAAAUUGCCACCUUGGCCAAAGUUGCCAUCCUUUCCUAAGUUCCCCCAUACAUAUUUCAAGAACUUCGGUCAUCCAUUCCCUUUCCCUCCUAAGGUCUUCCCCCCACUACCACCAAAGUUCUUCCCUCCCAUUUAUAAGAAGCCUCUCCCUCCUCCGGUUCCAAUCUUCAAGGAACCACUUCCUCCUCCAGUACCUAUCUUCAAAAAACCGCUUCCUUCACCAGUUCCCAUAUACAAGAAGCCACUUCCUCCUCCGGUACCUAUGUUUAAGAAGCCGCGUCCUCCACCGGUUCCCAUAUACAAGAAACCACUUCCUCCACCAGUUCCCAUAUACAAGAAGCCACUUCCUCCUCCGAUACCUAUCUUCAAGAAACCGCUUCCUCCACCAGUUCCCAUUUACAAGAAACCACUUCUUCCUCCGGUACCUAUGUUUAAGAAGCCGCUUCCUCCACCGGUUCCCAUAUACAAGAAACCGCUUCCUCCACCAAUUCCUAUAUACAAGAAGCCACUUCCUCCUCCGGUACCUAUCUUCAAGAAACCGCUUCCUCCACCAGUUCCCAUUUACAAGAAACCACUUCCUCCUCCGGUACCUAUGUUUAAGAAGCCACUUCCUCCACCGGUUCCCAUAUACAAGAAACCGCUUCCUCCAUCAGUUCCCAUAUACAAGAAGCCACUUCCUCCUCCGGUACCUAUCUUCAAGAAACCGCUUCCUCCACCAGUUCCUAUUUCCAAGAAACCACUUCCUCCUCCGGUACCUAUAUUUAAGAAGCCGCUUCCUCCACCGGUUCCCAUAUACAAGAAGCCGCUUCCUCCUCCAGCUCCAAAAUACAAAAAGCAGUGUCCUCCACCAACUCCAAACUACAAGGAGCCGCGUCCACCUCCAGCUCCUAAGAAGCAAUUUCCUCCACCAAUUCCAAUAUACAAUAAGCCGCUUCCUCCAUCAAUUCCUAUAUACAAGAAGCCACUUCCUCCACCUGUUCCUAUAUUCAAGAAGCCGCUACCACCACCUGUCCCUAUUUCAAAAAAACCGCUUCCACCAUCCAUUCCAAUUGCCAAGCCAAAACCACCAAUUUUCAAGCCUCCUUCAAUUCCAAAGAUCUUCCCUCCACCCCUACCAGUAUUCAAAAAGCCACUUCCACCUUCCCUUCCAAUCUACAAACCAAAACCACCAAUAUUCUUUAAACCAUUUCCUCCAAUCCCAAAGAUCCCACCAUUUUAUAAGAAGCCAUGCCCACCCAUUCCUAUUGCCCCUCUUCUUCCUAAGCUUUCUCCCAUUCCCAAGCUGCAUCCUAAGUAUUUCCCCCACCCCAAAUUUGGAAAGUUACCUCCCUUGCCACCUUUUCCUCCUCAUCCUUAGGCUACAGCAGCGUUUGUCCCAUAUGUAAGGGAAAUGAUGUCGCUUUAUGUAAUGAAGGCCAGUUUGAAAAUUUAUUGCUGCAAUAAAGCCUUCAAAGAGGAGAGAUGAUCCAAAUGAUUGGAGAGACAGAGAAAGGUUAUUUAUUAAAUGUUGAAGUUAGAGGUGUGUGACUCAAAAGGGCUAGAAGUGUGUGGAUUAUUCUUGUUACAUCGUUAAUAGGGGACUUCUAUAGAGGUCCAAAUGCAUUUGACCAUUGUAAUAAUUUUAUUUUCCGUCUAGCUAGGAGUUAUUAAUCCUCCGGUUGUGAUUACUUGUAUUUGAUAUAUUUCUAUAAUUAAAUCACGUUCAGAUUGCAAAUUGUGCAAAAA
Molecule: messenger RNA, 3445 nt
Organism: Juglans microcarpa x Juglans regia
Lineage: Eukaryota; Viridiplantae; Streptophyta; Magnoliopsida; Fagales; Juglandaceae
Product: proline-rich protein 4-like
Exons: 2
Coding region: 1227-3077 (616 amino acids)
Source: RefSeq, a predicted model, not a curated record